AUGCGGCUCCUGGCGCUGGCCGCGGCCGUGUUGCUGGCGCGGGCUCCGGCCCCGGAGGUGUGUGAGGCCCUCAAUGUCACCGUAUCCCCGGGACCUGUGGUUGACUACCUGGAGGGGGAAAAUGCCACUCUUCUCUGCCACGUCUCCCAGAAGAGACGGAAGGACAGCUUGUUGGCCGUGCGCUGGUUCUUUGCAGGCCCCAACUCCCAGGAGGCCUUGAUGGUUAAGAUGACGAAGCUCGGGGUGGUGCAGUACUACGGGAAUUAUAGCCGCAGUGCCUUCCGGCAGAGGCUGUGCCUCCUCGAGGAGAGACGUGGCGCACUCUACACACUCUCUGUUUUGACCCUUCGGCCAGCGGAUCAAGGGCAUUACGUAUGCAAAGUCCAGGAGAUCAGCAAGCACAGGAAUAAGUGGACUGCCUGGUCCAAUGGCUCCUCAACGAUGGAGAUGAGAGUGAUUUCCCUCAAACCUUCUGAAGAUUCAUCCUUUGAGAAAAAGAAAGAGACCUGGGCAUUUUUUGAAGAUGUCUACAUCUACGCUGUGCUUGUGUGCUGCGUGGGGAUUCUCAGUGUCCUACUCUUCACCCUGACCAUCAUCUGGCAGUCUGUGUUUAGCAAGAGGAAAUCUAGAGUGAGACAUUAUUUGGUGAAAUGUCCUCAGAACAGCUCAGGGGAGACUGUUACCAGCGUGACCAGCUUGGCCCCAUUGCAACCCAAGAAAGGCAAGAGGCGGAAGGAGAAGGCUGACGUGCCUCCUGCAGUCCCUGCCAAAGCCCCCAUAGCCGCCACGUUCCAUAAACCGAAGCUGCUGAAACCACAAAGGAAAGUCGCCCUGCCAAAGAUUGCUGAGGAGAACCUGACCUACGCCGAGCUGGAGCUGGUCAAACCCCACCGGGCCGCCAAAGGCCUCCCCACCAGCACUGUCUAUGCCCAGAUCCUCUUUGAGGAGAACAAGUUGUAACUUGGUGGCCUCUUCCGUGGUCCUAUUUAAUGCCUGCCAUCCCAGUUAUUUAUGAUACUUUGGAAACAAAGUCCUUAUUUUUGUAUUUUCCCUCAUGCCUUCUGCGUGGUGGCGAGCCCCUUUCCAACAGCGUUCCGGGUGCCUUUGAGGAGAAGUAUGAGGCACAGGUACGAGGCUCCUCUCCACAAAAGAUUAGGGGCCAGAGACCUCGGAUGAGUCUCCCCGGACAAGAUAUUCUGGGUCUGAGCCCUGAGAAGUGUGGACUCUGAUUCUGAGAGUACCCAAGGAGAUUUUUCUGCUGAGCCACAGUCCUUCAUAUUUUCUUCUUCUUUCUUUGGGUUUUAAUCUUUGAAAAAAAAAUCUUAUUUUAAUCUUCUGUUCUUCCUGUAUUUGUGAUAUCAAGCUCAUAGCAUAUAGCUAGAAGAAAUACCAUUAUAGGCCAACAUGUGUGAGAUGGCAGAUAUGUACUAAAUGGUUUUCAAAAAGUCAGAGAAUGUUUCUAGGGCACCUAGAGCAGAGUGGACUGCUCAUUGCAAAUGGUCACUCAAGAUAGCAUCUCUUGUUUUAAAUAGGUGCACUUGACCCUGGUGAUUUAAGGGUGGCAGAGUGUGGGGCACUUUGAUGUCUAAGCUAACAGUCAACUGUCUGUAAAUACCCCAGUGCCCAUCUCCCCGCCUGUGAUCACCCAAGGCUGUAGGACAAGUAGAAGGCACCAUUCUAAAGGACUCCCACCCCUUCAUCACGGUGCACCUACAUUGGCAUAGAAACUUACCUCCUCCAAGAAGUUCUGCUCUUUUCCCAAGAAGGGAUUUAUCCAUCCAUUGACACACUGGAGGAAAUGAGCCAUUCGGAGCUGUGUCGAGGUUCCCAGCUCUCACUGAAUGUCCUCUCAUGUGUGAGCAAAGUUUUGUGCCUGGUUUCCCUCGAGGAGGAGACUAGGAAGUGCAAGCCGAGUCGGGAAAAUGUGUUUUAAAGACCCUCCUGUCGCAACGCGCCUCGUCUACUCAGCCUCGCAUGUGAUUUCUGAUGUGUCUGGGCUGGGGUCAGGCAGGGAUGCAGGGCAUAUGCAUCUGUGUGGAAGUUGCUCUGCGGGACUGGUACAACAUCAAGGGACUCACUGGAGACGGAGACAUUCUAGAAGAGAGUGUGUCUAGAAGAAAUGGUUCUCAUGUGGAUGCACUCUGGGUGGCUAUUCACUGCACACUGCAGAAAUUGUUUGGCUUUGUAAUGGAUGGUGUAUAUAUGGUAAAUUAUAUAUUCUACACAUAA
Molecule: messenger RNA, 2229 nt
Organism: Hyaena hyaena (striped hyena)
Lineage: Eukaryota; Metazoa; Chordata; Mammalia; Carnivora; Hyaenidae
Gene: VSTM4
Product: V-set and transmembrane domain containing 4
Exons: 8
Coding region: 1-960 (319 amino acids)
Source: RefSeq, a predicted model, not a curated record